Molecule: messenger RNA, 1824 nt
Organism: Postia placenta MAD-698-R-SB12
Lineage: Eukaryota; Fungi; Basidiomycota; Agaricomycetes; Polyporales; Adustoporiaceae
Exons: 7
Coding region: 1-1824 (607 amino acids)
Biological process (GO): DNA-templated transcription
Cellular component (GO): nucleus
Molecular function (GO): zinc ion binding; DNA binding
Source: RefSeq, a predicted model, not a curated record
AUGGCGUCAGAGUGCGGUUAUAACGACGAGCCUCCUCGUGACAGCGUCUCCGGACUUCAGCGACAGGUCGCGCGUUUGGAAAACCGCAUAGCAAAUCUGAUAAACCCUUCUUUCACUCCUGUUACCUUACACGAUCCAUACGAGAAAUACCAUCAGCUGCAGGCCCACAGUCGCGCUUCCUCGCAGAGUCAAGAUCUAACGCACGAUCAGACACCCGUGCAGACUCCAAUGCAGCGCCAGCCUUUAAUACAACGUCAGUCUCCAGUGGAAGAUCAUUACCUCCCGGAGCAAUCUCUGCAGGCGCUGUUCAAUUCCUUUACAAAUCACGCUGUCGAAUUUGGGUUCUUUCUACAGAUGCCACGAUUUUUGCAAGCGCUACCGCAGCCUAGACAGGCAGAUCAAACCGACCAUACCGUCGCCCUGCUCAAUGCAAUUUAUCUCGUGGGUGCUUACUUUUCCAACGACCCGCACUUGCACGGGCUACAAGCGGAGUUGUUCCUCCGCGCGUCGGAGCACCUUGCCGUGAGCCUUAUCAAUUCCACGUCCACGGCAGUCAUGCACGCGCUGCAAGCUGAGGUGCUCCUGGCGAAUUAUUGCUUCUCGAAUAAUCGCACACUCGAAGGCACAUACCAUGCAAACGCGGCUGCUUCUAUGGCGCUUGCGUGCAGGCUCCAUAUGGUCCGGAGCUCGCGCAUCCUUCAGAACAGCGCAUUGCCGAUGGAACUGAAUGCGCAAUACCGACUUGCUCCGCCCGUCAACGCCGCCGAGGAGGGUGAACGCAUCGAUGCCUUUUGGACUAUCUACGUGCUCGACAAGUCCUGGUCGCUUGCGCUGGGCUACGAUUCAGUCUUUGCAGACGACGAGCAGAAGGGGACAGAGAUCGAUGUGCCAUGGCCAUCUGUUUCUUAUGAGAAUCGACAGAUGCCUGCAGGUCUGCGUACAGUCAAGACAUUUGUAUUCGGCGCCCAUGAUUUAGACUCCGAGGUCUGUCUGCUGGCGCUUCAAGCGAAAGCAAUGGUACUGUUUGAGUACGCCACCCGUGCCGCAAACUUUACUGCGACCGGCACUGGCUAUUUGUCUCCGGAGGUGCUGCAGAUUGACCAACGCAUUGAACAGCUCAAACAGUCAUUGCCUGCGAUACCCGCCACGAACUCGGGAUAUGCCUGCCUGAUCCCCAAGCUGCUGCUGAUCCACAUGCUGGCACAUUGCGCGACGAUCCAACUGUUCCGCAUCCAGGGAGGCACAAUUGCAAUUAGCCCGGACAGCAAGGCCAUGAGAGCGAUCAGCUCUGCGGCAAGCUUGUUGCGAAAUGUUGAUUAUAGCAGGGUCCAGCAUGUAGAUGCGUUUCUAGGAGUGGGUUUAAUCGUGCACCUUUGCCGUGAUCCCAACCUCACAACAUACAAUUGUCAGGCAUUGCUGUUGACAAUUUCCCGCGCCAUCAGCGGUGCACUGUCGGCUGUCAGGAACGCGGUGGCCGCCAUGCCACCAGAUGCGGCGCGGCCUCUCAUUGCAAUGGGAGCGAGAUUGACGGAACAGCUCAGGGUGAUUGUGGCCGCCCUGGGAGCAUGGGGUGUUAUAUCCCCGUUCAUGAGGCAUCAGCAAGGAAUGGUCGAGCAGUUGCAGACUGCCUCGACAGUCCAGAGCAAGGGCUGCCAUCCCGGGAUCAACGACUCCUGUCGGCAGUAUCAGUCUCUCAUAUGCCUCAGUGGCAAGGUCGCCGUCUCCACCCCUCCAGUCGACAAGAAUACCAAACGGAAGCGCGUGGCCUUCUUCGCAGCAUGGGCUUUCAACUUUCAUUGGUACCGACGAGUCGAUGACAGCUGA